AUUCCCUUCCUGUCCCAGCCUAGGGUUAGGGGGCUGAGCCCCGGGCUCUGGAGGUUUGGGCCUCAGCCCCAUGGGUAGAAUUGGCUUGCCACCCCCGGACUAGACAAGGGGGCUGAGGGUCAGGUUGCACAUGUGUCACGUCCCCUUGACCUUUGUAGCCAGGGCUGGGUGAGGGGCUGUACAGUCAGUCUCCCUUUGCCUGGGAGGAAGAAUUUGGAUGGAGACAAUAGGGCCCUGUCUGUUCUGGCUUGGGGGUGGUGCCCCCAGCCCCCAAUAAAUGCCAUCAAGAGACGGAGGCAGUUUUCCCUGGUGCCUUGGGUGGCCCUGCCCUUCUGUAACUGCUUUCUUCCCUCAGCUGAUCUUGCCUGCUCGCUGUGACCUGCCCCUGCGUUGGCUCUGCCCUCUCCCAUCCCCACAUUCUCCCACAGUCUGUUAGGUGGAAGGGUGGGUGUUGGUUGCUGUUAGAGCCAGGAACUUCUGGUUUGGGGGCCUCCAAAGGUUGUGUAGGUCCUUCUGAGCUUGGCUGAGGAGUGUGAGGAAGACAGGACCAGCCUGAGACUGGGAGUCUUGUGGGAGGGGGCAGGAGAGGGAGGCUGCUGUCUGGGCCCGCCCCUUUGCCUCUGGCCCGCUGGAGAGGCCCACUCCAGUCUGAGCGGCUGCUGCGGGGUCUUCUGUGCUGCUGUCUCCCUGGACGGGCAGACAGGUCGCUGUAGACCUUGUGAGUGGCUCAUUUAGAAGAGUGAGUAUCCUGACUUCAGUAGAUUGUUUCAGGAGGGCUGAGGCGGGAGAAGCCAGGGAGAAGCCAAGAGUCUCCAGUAACUGCUUGUCUGCAGCCCACGGAAUCUGGAAGAACCAUGGGGCUCAGGGCUGAGCUCUGCGCUGUCCUAACCGGGCUUUCACUCCUGCUCCUGAUGUCAGGCCAGGGGGCCAGAGGAAGAUCUUUCCGACAAAGUUUGGGUGUCUGCUCCAACCAGACACUGGUGGUUCCGCUCCGUUACAACGAGUCCUACAGCCAGCCGGUCUACAAGCCCUAUCUGACCCUGUGUGCUGGGAGACGCAUAUGCAGCACCUACAGGACCACUUACCGUGUGGCCUGGAGGGAGGUGAGACGGGAGGUACGGCAGACACAUGUAGUGUGCUGCCAGGGCUGGAAGAAGCCACAUCCGGGAGCUCUCACCUGUGAAGCCAUCUGCUCCAAGCCUUGUCUUAACGGAGGUGUUUGCACUGGACCGGACCAGUGCGAGUGCGCCCCAGGCUGGGGAGGGAAGCACUGCCGCGUGGACGUCGAUGAAUGCAGGACCAGCCUUACCCUCUGUUCUCAUGGCUGUCAGAACACCCUGGGCAGCUUCACGUGCAGCUGUCCACACCCCCUGGUUCUGGGUCCGGAUGGACGCGCCUGUGCAGGGGGGCCUCUAGAAUCCUCAACAAGUGCCAGCAUCCUCAGCGUGGCAGUUCGGGAAGCGGAACGUGAGGAACGAACCCUGAGGUGGGAGGUCGCAGAGCUGCGUGGGCGCCUGGAGCGGCUGGAGCAGUGGGCCACACAGGCUGGGGCCUGGGUCCGAGCAGUGCUGCCCAUGCCGCCUGAGGAGCUACAGCCGGAACAGGUGGCUGAGCUUUGGGGCCGGGGUGACAGGAUCGAGUCCCUCAGUGACCAGGUGUUGCUGCUUGAGGAAAAGCUGGGUGCCUGUGCCUGUGAGGACAACAGCCUGAACUAGGUGCCUGUGAGGACAACAGCCUGGGCCCAAGCCUCCAUGGUUGACAAGGAACUCCCGCAGCAGCCUGGAUCCCUAAUUUACACAGAAACUGCCUGCUACCUGGGAUUGGCAGACAGGGGUAUCGACCACCGAGGCACAAGGAGCCACAGAAAGCCCCCAGAUCUCUCUUUCUCUUUAUUCUCAGUUGCUUGCUGUUACCCAGAUAAUAAAAACCAACCACACAAAACUGGAUCCCACCCUUUCCUUCUGCCCCCAGCCUACCUCCUGGGUCUUAGGAAUGGGUCUAGAGUGAGAGGCGGGGGAGUGGCCAGUGCCACUGGGAGGAAGUGAAAACUGGCUCAGAGAGGGAGGUACCUCAAAAGAAAGAGAAAUAAAUUAAGCGCCCUCCUCUCCCUCA
This is a messenger RNA of Onychomys torridus (southern grasshopper mouse), 2112 nucleotides long. RefSeq names its product EGF like domain multiple 8 (gene Egfl8). Gene Ontology annotation, biological process: anatomical structure development. The record is from RefSeq and is a predicted model, not a curated record. Gene Ontology annotation, cellular component: extracellular region; cell surface. Bases 855 to 1715 code for a protein of 286 amino acids. The transcript has 9 exons. NCBI's taxonomy places the organism in Eukaryota, Metazoa, Chordata, Mammalia, Rodentia, Cricetidae. Gene Ontology annotation, molecular function: calcium ion binding; signaling receptor binding.